This is a messenger RNA of Prunus armeniaca (apricot), 867 nucleotides long. NCBI's taxonomy places the organism in Eukaryota, Viridiplantae, Streptophyta, Magnoliopsida, Rosales, Rosaceae. The record is from the annotation of a GenBank genome assembly.
AUGCGAUUCACCUCUAUCUGUGAUUUGGUGGCAAACGGGGUGACCAAGCGUGUUGUGCGGUUCUCUUUAGCCUUUUGUGCUGCUUUUGUUUUCAACCUGCACCUUCCCUUCACCACCAUCUUCAGCGCCUCAAGCACACAAGGGUCUCCUUUCCUUGGUAACUCUUAUGCAAUUGGGGUUGCUUUUAAUGUGCUCAUGUCACUUAUUGCUUGGAUCAUGGUAGUGCUCUUUGUAGCUUUGGUGGCUUGUCUGCCACCAUUUUCUGUCUCGAGCAUUGGUUACUGGUUCCUCUCCGAUGGGUGUGGGCUUGCGUUGAUUGUGCUACUAUUUGAUCUUCGUCGCCGCCUACCACACAUCCACCGGAAAGAAUCGGCUUCCGCUUCUUCUCACUUGGACUCACCGACCCAGCACGCCAACUCGCCCAAUAGCUCGCCGGCGUUGCAGAGGUCGCUCACUUUUGUAGCUGCCAGCAGGAUGAAGAAGGCAUUGGGUCUCAAAUCACCGGGUUCGGGCUCCAAGAAGAGUCUUGGGUCCGGUGGGUCUGGGUUGGGACCUAGAAAGCCCAAGCGGGUUAUGACGGUGGGUGAGCUGAUGAGGAUCCAAAUGGGGAUUUCUGAUGCUAUGGACUCUAGAGUCAGGAGAGCUCUGCUUGGGAUUUCUGCUGCUCAGUUUUAUGAUGGUGAAACAGUUUACAUUUUAGGAUUACUUGAAAAAUCCAGAAUGCGUUAUGUCAAAGCAAGCUUUAAACUAUACUUCGUAGAGAAAUGUUCUCUUGCCAGACAAUCUGGCAGCGAAAAUCACUUGUUGGAAUGGCAGAGGUUGAAGCAGCCAUACAAGAAAUGUUCCAGGCACCUCAUAUUCAAGUGA